CUUGUCUGAUUUGAAACUUGAAAAAAUGUUACUUAGUAAUAACUAUGGUCAAAUAAUUGUAAAAGAAUAUGGUCAUUAUACUAUAAAUUCAGACUUUUAUGACCGUUCUUUCAUUACUUCUGAUGAAUCUAUUUUCGACUUUUCAGAAUUUGUAAAGUUUAGCGAUGAUGAAAAAAUAAUUGUAUACGAAAAUAUGAUAUAUGACCUCGUAAAAAAUAAUAAGAAAUUAUGCUAUGCUAGUGGGAAAACGCUUCAAGGUCCAAAAAUUUUUAAACACAUAUGUGACGGAAAUCUUACUUACUACGGGAGGUCAAACGAAUUUAAAUUUAACAUCUUAGUUCAAUGGCGAUCACGAAGGAAUCUCGUUGGUAUCGAUAAAAUCAGGGAACUCAUAGGUACUAUCGCGAAUCAGCCUAGUGAUGUUUUUACAUUUUUAGUUUUAAAUGUGGGAUUCACCGAUAAUGCAGUAGCCGAAGUUAGAAAUUCAAGGUAUCGUUUUAUUUUAUGCUCAGAAAAUGAUCUUAUAUUUUUGAUGAACAUUAUGGAAGAUGAAUUUAUGAAGUUUGAAGAAAAUUUUAAACGUGGAAUUGAUUUAAGAGAAAAUAUAAGAAGCAUCAAAUUGGAGAGAGUUGAAAGUUUCGCGAUUAAGGAAAGUGAAAUUAUUGUUAAAGGGAACGGUAAAAUAAAAAUUUCUUAUCAGAACAGAUAUAAUCCAUAUUAA
Molecule: messenger RNA, 721 nt
Organism: Dentiscutata erythropus
Lineage: Eukaryota; Fungi; Glomeromycota; Glomeromycetes; Diversisporales; Gigasporaceae
Source: the annotation of a GenBank genome assembly